AUGGCAGAGAUUGUCGGUUCUGCGGUUGUUCAGGAGUCAGUAAGCCAAAUCGUAUCUGGUCUGCUUCAAAAAUAUGAAGAUAAACACAACUCAAAUGCGUUCCGAAACCUUGAGAGGCUAGAGAUGGCACAUAUCAGGCUGGAGGCUGUUCUUCAGACAUCUGAUAAGUGGGAUAUCACUGAUACAUCCUUGUUGCGUUGGCGUAGGAAGCUUAAGUCUGCUGCUCAAGAGUGUGAUGACACGCUGCACAGAUGCAGUCAGAGAAUCCUAGAAGCUGAACACAUAGAAAAGGAAGUAAGCAAUUCCUCCCUUCCUAAGCGGGUUGUUCAUGCUACCAGGUCAUUCGUUUCUUCUAUCUUUAACCACGACAACGACGACUUGAAUAGAUCCAUUGUUCAAAGAUUUGAAUGGUAUGCAGAUGGUGCUAGCGAGUUUCUAAGAUUACUAGAGCUUGGUGGCACGCCACGGUGUUGCAUGCCCUUUAACCCUUUUAUCAGGCACCUUCUUGCUGGCAAGAUACUACGGCAUAGAAUCAUUAGGGCAAACAAGCGCCCUUUGUUUCUACUGUUGGAACCAUUUAUUAGUGCAGAGCAUGGAAUAGAAGGUAGGCUUUUCUUUAUGCAAAAUGAUAGUAAAGCUCCAAAUGAUGAUUUUUGCCUUACUUUAACGCUACAACUUUCGGAGAGUACAGACAUAGUUGGGGUUGCAAUUCAGUGCUUACAGCUGUUUGCCCCUCUAAACAAGUCUACAGUUGAAAAUAUUAGGAUAGAACUUAUGCAGCUACCUACUCAAGACUUCUCAUGGGUACCAUAUGUUGAUUCACCCCAGAAAAAAUAUUGGGACAAUGCUCACAUAUUGGGCACACAAUGGUUUCGCCCAAACCCAUUAUGUUGCAAGCAGCAUGAUAAGAACAACGUUUGUCAUGGUAGCAAGGUAGACAAGUCAUCUGGAUUAGGACAUGAUUCUCUAGAACCGGUUAUUGAAGUAGGUCUACUGUGCCAACUAUUUCUCUCAGAGUGCAACAAACAGAGGGCCCUCACUGUCCGAAUGUAA
Messenger RNA from Miscanthus lutarioriparius, 1053 nucleotides. Lineage: Eukaryota; Viridiplantae; Streptophyta; Magnoliopsida; Poales; Poaceae. The record is from the annotation of a GenBank genome assembly.